AUUUAAUACAACAACAAAACAAGAAAAUAACUUAUCUAGCAUUCUGUAAUAUUUAUUUCCAGUUAAUUUUAUCGCUAAUCGCAAAUAUUUAUAAUACACCACACAAAAAAAUUAUACAUUCGUGCUUUGGUCGUGAAUAAAGCGGAUAAAAUAGUGAACGAAAAAAAACCGUAUAAAUGGAACCUAAUAAGGUACCAGAAACUGUAGACAACCUUCCGAAUACCGAAAAAAAUGGAAACCACACCGUGUACUAUGGAGUGUACACGCCAAAUGAAAACUACGACCCGGCUCUUAACAUAUUCACUGAUAAAAUCGAGGCCCUAAAACUCACAAAAAAAAACAAAAAAUCCAGGUUCAAGGCGUUCCAGUUCUAUCACGAGGCAGUGGAAUUCGCUCUGAACGGUUCUGAACAUCCAAACAACAAUACCACAGUCGAUGGGCCUUUGUUUUCCUAUUUGCCCCAGGAACAGCCACAAAAUGGUAUCGGGGAAAAAGCCAGCCCUUUUAAAGGCCCAAAACCACAGGAGUUGGUAGAGUUAAGAAAAGCCAUUGAAAAUGGGCUUUAUAAGGUUGUUAAAGAUACAAUAUGGCAAAAUCCUAGGUAUUUAGUUAGCAGUGGAGAUACACCCUCUAUUUUACAGGAGGGUGCGCGUUACAACGCGCUGCACGUGUGCGCGAAAUCGAAGAACGCGCCCAUCACCGAGCUCGUCUUGAACACGGUUUCCAACGCGGAAUUCAUAAAGCUCCUCUACGGCGACGACAACGCCGAAAACGCUGAGCAACGCGCCAAAAUCCUGCUCGACCUCUACCUCAACACCCCCAACAAGGGCCUCAACGAGACGCCGCUGCAUUUCGCCGCCAAGCACGGCGCCGACGAAGUCGUCGAGAUUCUGGUCUCCUACCCGGAGUGCGACCGCAGUUUGAGGAACAAGUUCCACAUGACCGCCCUAGAGAUUAACUGCGAGAAGGUGGAAGGAAACUGCGCAGCCGCGAAAAAACGCAUAUCAGUUUUGCUGCAGCAAAACUAUUAUGUACCUGUGUUAAGGUCGGAGGACAGAAGCGUCCCCCCGGUAAUAGGACAACUGUUUUCGCCUACAGAACCACUGGUCGUAAACACGAAUCCGCUGAGCCCUCGCAUGGAAAUACACGCGUACGCCGGGCCGAUGGACAAAACGGGGGCGGAAAAGUUCCGAAAGAUUUGGAAAACCCCGCCGAGAAAUUUGAGUUUCAGUUCGCCCGUGGCGAAGAAAGCGCCCGAGGACAUGAUAAACGUUUCGGCGUUGAGGUUCAAAGACCCGGAGAAAGGUCUCGAGAGGAUCGGCAACAACUUGGCGCUAAAACUUGACGUUAACUGGAAAGAGUACUGGCCGUUUUUGGACAGUUUCGUCGAUAUAACGUCGGAGGGGGGUUUGGAGUUGCUGGAGGGACAUUUGUACAAGUGUUCGGAGGAGUUGGACGAUUCUUUCAGCAUAAAACCGACGACGAUAAUCAAUAAAUUGGAUGUGGUGAGUCCCAUAACGAAUCUCUGCAUGGCGUUUCAAAGUAUUCACUUGAACGAUUCGUUUAAUAGUAAGAGUGUUCCGGUGGCGAAAAGUUACGACAAAAGCGAGUUGAAUCCGGUUUUCUACAUCGACAAAGCCUGUCAGGUGUUCUCGAACAGGAUUUCCAACGACAUCCUCUACAUUUUGUGCAGCGAGUACAACAACAUAGCGCCGGUGUUGGAGACGGAAAUGAAGCAGCUAGAGUUGCUGGUGACGAGUUACAUGGAAGACAACAGGUUUUCGGGCGUGAAUUUCCAGAAGGUCCACUCCAGACUGGGCGCCUUGGUGGCCAACAAGCUGCGCCACAACGUCGACGAAGAGUCGCGCUUGUUUCUGUGCGAUAAACUCGAGUAUCUACUCGAGUGCAUAACGCGCUCGCUGGACUACUUUUCCUCGGACGACGAGUCGGCCAGUCACCGCAGAGACGCGGACGAGUCGAAGCGCGCCACCUCCUACAAGAAGCAGCUCAUCUGCUUGGUGCGCGUCGUGCUGGCGCGCAUGGCGGCGCGCUACGACGCGCGGCUCGACUUGGACGGCGAGUGCGCGUGCGCCGUCGACUGGGAGGCGAGCGAGGAGUGCGCGUGCGCGUACCACGUGCGCAGAGCCAAGAAGAACUCGCUGUCGCGCAGCGGCAGCCUGAAAAACAGGAACCUGUUCAGGAACGGCGUGGAGAACGUUUCGGUCAAGUUGUGUUUCGACGAUGACGAUGAUGUGGCGACCCACAAUCUGAAUCACCACAACACCUUAAACUCGAGCCUGAACGAACUUAUGACUGAAAGUUCUUCCGAGGACGAAGAAUUUUACACGCCCCCGUCAAGUCCCUGUUUUCCCGACGACUCGGACUCCGAUAGCGAGUUCAACGACACCAAACUUCCCGCAAAUGACGUUUUUAUAGAGGGCAUACGACCGACCAAAACUGACUUCGAUGUGUUCAACGCCCUCAAAUAUUCCAAAUGCGCUCUCAACCAAAAAACCCACCCCAACGUCUACAGAUGGCGCCACAAUAUAGCGCUCUAUUCAGAGAGCGAAAGAGAAAGGUGGCCGAGUCCGAAUCAUUUAAAAUUGAAACAGAAGGAGGCAAAAAUGCCGAGCACUCCAAAUUCUUCGUUUAAUGUUUCCCAAAUUCACGAUCCGCCACUGAGCAGUACGCCUUCGAAAUCCUGGCUGAGAAUCACUGGUGCCAACUCUCCAAUUUCCGCUUUUAGGAAUUUAAAUGUACAUUUUUGAAUUUUAUACUUUUUGUUAAUUUUUUAAUGAGACGAGGAUAAUUUUAAGUUUUAAUACUUGGACAAUGAGUAUUCAAUUUAUGCCGUAUUUUAUUUUUUUAACAUAUUUUAUUAUUGACUUAGUUUUAAGGGCAAAUAUUGAAUACUUGUUUAUUUAUUAUUUAAGUGUAACUAUAGUUUUUUAACAAUGUAUUUAGUGUCUAAUACGUAAGUUUUUUUUAUAAAUUAUUACCCAAGAGUCAAUUACCUAAUAACCUAAAUAUUUUUUCCAAUUGUUACAUUUUAAUAUUUUAUAUAAUGUUGUUUAAUUUCAAGCUUUAAAAUCUAUAAUUCUCAGAACUGUUAAAAAAAGGUUGUGCCUACCUUAUAGAAAAAGUGAUAAUUAUAUUUUCUUACCAUUGUAAUUGGAAAAAACUCAAUAAAGACAACUUCUAUACA
Messenger RNA from Brassicogethes aeneus, 3205 nucleotides. The record is from the annotation of a GenBank genome assembly. NCBI's taxonomy places the organism in Eukaryota, Metazoa, Arthropoda, Insecta, Coleoptera, Nitidulidae.